UUUACCCUCGUUUCUCCCCCUUUCUAACGCGGAACCCUCUUCUCCCUAGUAUAUCGUCGCCCAUCGUUAAUUGCCGCCGCCACUCAUCAUUGCACGCCCCCGGUAUCUCCGAUAGAUCCAGUAAACCCUCAAAGUUUUGGACUUCACUGUCUCCUACUUCUUAAUCGAUCAUCAUACAGGAAUCACAAGCUCAGAAGCUAGGUGGAAGCAUAAGAAAUGGGAAACACAGGGGAAGAUGCAGAAGCCUCACCUAUGAUGAUGGAAAAGAAGAAGAAGAAGAAAAGCAAGAACAUGACCAAUAAUCAUCCAGAAGAAAUAGAUAAUGCUCUUCCGAAAGAGAAACCUCAUAAGCAUAAGAACAAGAAGAGGAAAUCAGAAUCAAAUGAAGAUGGAGGAGAUAAGGCUAUUCAGGAAGACAAUGGUGAUCUACAGAAGAAGAGGAAAAAAGAUUCUUCCAAGAGUGCACUAAUUAAAGAAAAUAACCAGAGCCAAGAUGAUGACCCAAAACCCAAAAAAGAAAAGAAGAAAAAGAAGAAAAAGAAGAAAUCAAAGGCAAAUGAAGAUGGAUAUAAUGGUAAUUUGGAAGAAGACAAUAGUGAUUUACAGAAGAAGCAUAAGAAGAAGAAGAGGAAAAGAGAUUCGGAGACACAAACAAAUGAUGACCCAAAACCAAAAAAAGAAAAAAAGAAAAAUAGGAAAUCAAAAUCAAAUGAAGAUGGAGAUAAGGGUAAUUUGGAACAACAAAAUGAAGACCCAAAAAAACCCAAAAAAAAGAAAACCAAAAAAGUUACCUUUUCGGGCGAAGUAGAAAUCUUCCCAUCAUCAUCCAACACAACAACCGCCAAAAGACAACAAAAAACAAAACCCGCCGACAACGACAACCUAGUACGAGGAAAAAGAUUCACACCAGAAGAAGACGAAAUAGUAAAACAAGCCGUCGAAAACUACAUAAUCUCCAACAACCUAGGAGACGACGGCUUAAAAAUGAUCCUAAACUGCAAAUCCCACAAAGGUAUGAAAAGAUGUUGGCAAGAAAUCGGCAAUUGCAUCCCCUACCGCCCUCACACCGCCAUCUACCACCGGGCCCACAUCCUCUUUGAACAAUCCGAACACCGCCAAUGGACACCCGAAGAGAUCAAAUUCCUCAAAGAAUCCUACAAAAAACACGGAAACAAAUGGAAAAUGAUCGCGGAAGAACUCGGUAAACACCGCUUCCAUGUCAAGGACACCUGGCGAAGAAUAGUCAAACUUGAGAAUUUAAAAAUUGGGAAAUGGAGUCAAGAUGAGUAUCAGAAUCUAUACGAUAUGGUCAACUUGGAUUUACAAAUGAAGAUCACGGGUCAAGAGAAAAAGUCAAAGCAUGGGAUGUUGAGGGAUAAUAUUCCAUGGACAUCGAUUAGUGAGAAGUUGACAACUAGAAGUGAUUCGACUUGUUGUAGGAAGUGGUAUGAACAGUUGACUUCGAGUUUAGUGGCUGAGAAGAAAUGGUCGGAUGCUGAUGAUUAUUGGUUGGUUGGGAAGCUUUAUGAGAUUGAUGCGGCUUGUGUUGAAGAUGUGGAGUGGGAUGAGCUUUUGGAGCAUAGAAGUGGUGAGAUUUGUAGGAAAAGAUGGGAUCAAAUGGUGGUUUGUAUUGGGAAUCAUAAGAGUAAGACAUUUGGGGAACAAGUUGAGAUAUUGGCUAAACGUUAUCGUCCUGAAUUGGCUGAAACUAGACAGAUUUGGGAUGAUAAACCCCUUGUUCCUUGAGGGUUUUUCACUUAUUUUGUGUUGUAGUUGUUAAGUCGUGUUUUAAGACGUGUGUUUUGUGUUGUUAAGUUUGUCUUGUCAUGUCGUUUACUUAUAUUCAGAAAGUUAAAAACAUUGGAAGACAUGGUUUAUGAGAAGAAGAAACGUUCAUAGGUGAUAGGAGGGAUGAAGGGGUCAAAAUAAUAAUUUUGGUUUGUGAAUUGAUACAAGUUGGGUUGGUUUUCUUUAUUAAAA
Molecule: messenger RNA, 1980 nt
Organism: Lactuca sativa (garden lettuce)
Lineage: Eukaryota; Viridiplantae; Streptophyta; Magnoliopsida; Asterales; Asteraceae
Source: RefSeq, a predicted model, not a curated record